GAAGCUCAUCUCAUCUACUAUCAGGGUCGCACCGGCAGAGACCGAUAUUCGCCAGAUGUCUCACACUUGUCCCGUACUUGGAAUGCCUUAAUGCGCUAUCGCAGGCUCAUCACUGCGAGGCUCACUUCACCAUGGCAAUCCAGGCUAUGGACCAAUUAGAGUACGAGAGCAAACAUGUCCACCAGGUGUACGAAGAGAUAGCAACUCACUUCUCUGCCACGCGGUACAAGCCGUGGCCCGUGGUCGACGAGUUUCUGCGCCGUCUGCCAACCGGGGCUGUGGGUCUCGAUGUUGGUUGCGGCAAUGGAAAAUACUUGCCCGUGAAUAGAGAUGUCUUCAUCGUGGCGUCGGACAGGUCUAAGACCCUGGUCGAUAUUGCCAGUCAACACCAACCUCACAGUGCAGUCGUCGCAGAUACCUUGUACCUCCCUCACCCCAACUCCAAAUUUGAUUUCGCCAUAUCAAUUGCAGUCAUACACCACCUCUCCACGAGGGACCGCAGAAUUGAAGCCUUAAAGGUCAUUUUACAGACACUGACACCAGCCUCCCAGAACGAUGAUGGAGGUCAAGCGUUGAUCUUUGUAUGGGCUCUGGAGCAGAAAAACAGUCGACGAGGCUGGGACACAGGUCACGAUCAAGAUGUCCUGGUUCCAUGGGUACUCAAGCCCGACCAUAACGCACGACCGAACUCAGCGACGACCUACCAUCGCUACUACCAUCUGUACCACGAAGGGGAACUCGAGGAGGACGCAAAGACCGCCGGUGCUCGAAUAGUUCAAUCGGGGUUUGACCGUGACAACUGGUGGAUCAUCAUGGCACGGCAGCGUUGACAAGCUCUCUGAUCUCAUUAUCCCCUGAGCCUAUUCACCACGUUCUCCAGCGGCGCUUGUCCGCCUGUCACUAUAUUACAGCCUCUUCCUCGAUCGGCUCGUGGUAACGGCAUGCCCAAUUCGAUCACAAAACACUCAUGAACCCGGAACUCUAUCGUUACGCCCGCCUGCUAUUUGUUUGACGAUGCUCGCUCAAAUCCGAAACUGCCAGGAUAUAUCACCGAAAAGGAGAGUUGCGGUCUUUUGAGUUGUUGUACACAUGGUGGAAAGGGUCGUUGGUGUGGUAGGGAGGAGCAGAGAAUGCUGGCAGUCCUGCGGUGAGUUCCGCUAAGGAUGGCAGCUGCUGAGGGCCCGCAUACGACUCCUCCAGAGGCAUUGACUCACGCCUCGCCCGAAGAGGAGGCCCGAUGGGGCGAAGGUGUCCUCGCGGAGGUAGAGGCAUCGGCUCGUAUGUGCUGGUAGGAUUGCUGAGGGAGAACGGAGUCACUCCGGCACGCUUCGCCAUCUCGUGUUCUCCCAUCUGCCAGUGCAUUGCCUCGACAGCUCUCCAAGGCAUGGCCAUCUCUUCCGCCACUUUUGACCACAUCUCUGCACGGAAUCUGGUGAUGGCAGCGUCAGUUCAUGGCCUUGUAACGUUCGAGGGCGACUGCAAGACGAGACUGCAAGUUGGGUUCCACGAUCUGGUGCGACGUUUCUCAACAUACCUCUCGUACAACCUUGCGAGCUUAUUCUUGCGAUCCUCGUCCCAUUCACUUCUCCUCUCCAGGUAAUUCUGAUAGUGCAAUCUGCAGCUGAUGGCACUACGACCCGGCAGGUGCUUGCUGAUAUCCUCCCACUUCAUCCCAUCCUGGCGAAGGUGAAUGAUUUUGGUGUCUUCUUCUGGGGACCAUUUGGACUGCUUCUUCGCAGGAGAUUGAACUGGAUGGUCUUGACUGGAAGACAACCUUUUCGCAGGUACCGCCGAGCGCGGCUGCGGUGGCAAAGGCGCCACGCUGGUGGCCACGCUCGAUGGCACUGAAUCUGAUCGAGACACUGAAGCGAGCGAACUGACGGACUGGCUUUCGUCUUCGUCGUUUGCCUUGAGUAAGGCCGAGAUAUCCACGAUGGGUGGUAUGGCGAUAUGUUGGUGGGACGAAUAUGAGGGUAAGGUCGUUGCACAAGAUCAGUGGUUGGUGCCAUACACAUGGGACCAGAAGAGGAGUAAAAGAUUUGGGUUGGCAGUGUGUCAGGCUGAACAAGGCCACUAGACGAGUACUAAUACCACUGGCUCCGGGUUUCCUUUGCACGACGCCGAUCGUCGUAGCGAGACCCAAGCAAGACGCCGGCGUUUCCACUGAACGUUGCAGGCACAGUGAACUCAGACACAGGAGCGGGCACAAAUAUUGUUAUUGAGAUAUCUGCAGGAAGACAGCAGGUGGGAUGAAGGUGAAAGUUACAACAAGCCAGCUUGUUUAAGAAGGCCUCUGAGCACUGGAAGUCGUCGAAAGUGCGGUCUGAAAUGCGGGUCAGUCCGACCAAAGAGUGCAAUGGAUCGCUCAUCAAUCUGCAUCAGGGAUCGUGGCAGAUGGCAGAAGAUGGACAGUCCUGAGCCCACAGCCUGGCUCUUGCGCUGGCUACUGGCAUCUGACACAGCAUUGCGGCGCAAAUAAGCUCGAGGGAGCAGGAAGAAUGUACUUCGCCUCGAGCUCCAUUCUAAUGCAGCCGCGGCGGUGCGGUUGCUGGCGUUCUGCACUAUUCCCAACCAGCGUUCGUCGUCUAGUUGUAUACUCCGGAAGAACACCUGAUAUCAUCUAUGGGGGUUUCCUUCAAGGACUUGGCUUGGGCUGGAGAACAACGCGGCGAGGAUCCAUAUUUUUUGCGGCUGUUCCCAGUCGACGAGACACACCGACAGGAGAGCUGCAUUGGCCCAGAAGGAGAGUCUACACCUCCACCACAGGAGGUAGCAGGGGUUUACCAUUUCAAGGAGGGCAUGCAGGAGAGUCUGCAUCUAGCAAUAGGCGGAGCACAGUGGCGCCACAAAGCAUCUCCAGCAGGCGA
Molecule: messenger RNA, 2867 nt
Organism: Exophiala xenobiotica
Lineage: Eukaryota; Fungi; Ascomycota; Eurotiomycetes; Chaetothyriales; Herpotrichiellaceae
Exons: 3
Coding region: 132-830 (232 amino acids)
Biological process (GO): tRNA wobble uridine modification
Cellular component (GO): cytoplasm; nucleus
Molecular function (GO): tRNA binding; S-adenosylmethionine-dependent methyltransferase activity
Source: RefSeq, a predicted model, not a curated record